Chara braunii is the source of this 2204-nucleotide messenger RNA. Lineage: Eukaryota; Viridiplantae; Streptophyta; Charophyceae; Charales; Characeae. The record is from the annotation of a GenBank genome assembly.
GCAUCCUUCUUUGUCAGCCGCAACCAUGUCGCGAAAGCAUGCUUCCUACAUAAGGAAAAAAGAAAUUUAGAGGUCCACACACUCCACAAUCCGUUAUUGUUCUCACAGAGAAAUGUCACUGUGACCAAUAGGGUUCACCGAGCAACAGCUGCUUGCCUCACCCUCACUCUCUUCCACUCUGUUACCCUCUCCAUGCUGCAACAAUUCCUCCUUUCUCUUGUAGCUACGAUAAGUGACUGCAGAUCACCACAGUUCAGCAAGUCUAGCCGGAUUCCUAUAAUGUAUGUGCUGUGCAUGAGACAAAGAAUCAAGGAAUGGGAGUGCGCGAACAUCAGUCCCCAUCAUAUACAUCAACGAGUUAUAGCUAUCAUCAAGGACUAACAUAUUAGAUGGAUGAAUAGCCUUCGCUAAACACAGAUAUCCGAAUAGAGAGGAUGCACGUUUGCUGAAGUGCAGUGAGUGCGCAGUAAGGGCUACUUUGUCGUACUGAUGAUGUCCUAUUCUCAUGUACUUCCCUUUGAGUCCAUUGUGGUGAUGGUGGUGGUGCUGGAGGAGGAGGAGGAUGUGGAGGAAAGAGUCGCUGACGCAGCAGGUUGUUGAAGGUGCAGAAGAAGAUAAAGCAGCAGCAGCAGUAAGGGAAGAAGCCCUCCGUAUCAGCAGAGGGCUGUCCAUAUUCCAACCAUCUAAUAGGGUGCUCACCAUUCUCAGCUGCUUGCCUGCUUUCAGCAAAAAGGUUCUGCCAGAACAGAAGAACAAAACACUACGCAACUUUACUCCACAUGUGCAGGUGGCAAGGUGUUGGGCCGCUUGUGGAAGCUGUCCCCUGAUAGAACAUCAUACAUGGCCUACAAGGCUUGUGCUCAGCUGCCAUAACAAUAUCAAAAUUUUUGGCAUUACAUUGCUAUGGUGCUACAGCUGGCCAUUGUUAACUCAGAAAUAAGAGAAUCAAAAAUUCCUUGGCUUCCAGAAUGACAGUUCAGAGGACACAUGCUUAUCAUGUAUCACAUUCACAACAAACCUCACCUCAGCUGUACAUCUUCCUGUCGGAAUGCAGCGAUGUUAGGUGUGCCAGCUCUGAGGCGUGGUCUGAGUGGCGGAAUCCCACUUGGUCAGAAGAAGAAUGUACUUGUUCCCUCCCUCCAAAUUUUCGCUUCCUCUCCGCCCAUGAUGGUUGGUAGUUCACAUCACUUACACCAAUGCUUGAUGACGCUGCUUUACUAGGACUACCUCCCUGGGAAAAGGCAAGGAAAAUGAAAUGGAGAUAGUAGGAAUAGGGGUUCCCGUAGGAGUCGUAAGAGUAGGACGAGUAGCAACAAGAUAUUUGGUACACCUCCAGCAACAGCACUGCAGACAACAGCAAAACGAGGGGGGGAAGAAGAAGACGCAGAAGAAGAAGGAGAAGACAAAGAAGAAGAAGAAGAAGAAGAAGAAGAAGAAGAAGAAGAAGAAGAAGAAGAAGAAGAAGAAGAAGAAGAAGAAGAAGAAGAAGAAGACUGCACCUCAAGUACUGCAAGAUGGCCACGGCAAUGAAGAUGAUGAGGGUCAUGGUGAUGAUGAUGACUGGUAUUGACAGUGACAGUAAUGAUGACAAUCACGGUGACGAUACAUAUGGUGAUGAUGGUGGUGGUGACAAUGAUGAUGCUAAGGAUGAUAAUGACGGACGCUGAGUAAGAAUCCCUCAAGAACGUCGGUAAGCAGGUACUACACACCCAUAUCAUUUACACCAACAGUGAGCCCGUAUAAUACGAAUAAUAAAGAAUAUCAUUAAUAAGAAGUAUACGAGAGCAAAACGAGCUCAGGGAUUAUGAAGAAGGAGAAAAACAAGAAGUAGAGGAGGAGGAGGAGGAGGAGAAGAAGAAGAAGAAGAAGAAGAAGAAGAAGAAGUAGUAGAAGAAGAAGAAGAAGAAGAAGAAGAAGAAGAAGAAGAAGAAGAAGAAGAAGAAGAAGAAGACGAUGACGACGAAGAAGAAGGCUUGCUUCAUACACUACUUAUGAACGUGGUAUGCUGCUCCAACACUGUACAUGGUGCCCUUUCCGACUUCCCUGUUAUAGGAGUAGCAGUAGCAUUUUCUGCCGGCCUCAGGUAAGCAGUACAGUAGAUUUCUCUGCUUCGCAGUGCUCGUAUUCCCAGGGAAGGACAUGAAGAGUCCUAGCCUUUUCACCUUCUUUGAACAUGUCUCAUCAAAUAAACUGCUCGGGACUGC